Dioscorea cayenensis subsp. rotundata (Guinea yam) is the source of this 357-nucleotide messenger RNA. RefSeq lists its product as uncharacterized. Bases 1 to 357 code for a protein of 118 amino acids. Gene Ontology annotation, molecular function: RNA-DNA hybrid ribonuclease activity; nucleic acid binding. Lineage: Eukaryota; Viridiplantae; Streptophyta; Magnoliopsida; Dioscoreales; Dioscoreaceae. The transcript has a single exon. The record is from RefSeq and is a predicted model, not a curated record.
AUGCGUAACGCUACCAGCUCAGUAGCCGAGUUUGUCUCUGCAAAAGAAGGCCUCAAGAUAGCUUUGAAUAAUAAUUGGGUGCACUUGGUGAUUGAAGGUGAUGCCAAGAAUGUUAUAGACCAUUUGAAAAUGAAGGCUGUAAUAAAGGCAAAAGAAGAUUCAAAGCAAGCUAAAGAAAUAGAUCUAAUUGCAUCGAAGUUCACAAAUCUACAUAAGAGUCACGUCUUCAGAAGAUGUAAUAGAGUAGCUGACAAAUUCGCUAAAUUGGGAUACAGUUUGAAGGAUCGUAAAAUAUGGCACUAUCCGCCUCAGGAAGUUCGGCAUCUCCUGGAACAAGACAAGAAGCAUGCUAGUUAA